GACACGAUGCCGCCGAAGUCAACCCCCAAAGCCGAUCCUAAGGCCUCUGCUGCCAAGCCUCAAGUGGCCAAGGCUAAGGCAGCAAGGAAAGCAGUUGUGAAGGGGACCACUUCAAAGACCCAGCGCCGAGUCCGUACCUCCGUCACUUUCCGUCGCCCCAAAACGCUUCAACUAGCACGGAAGCCAAAAUACCCCCGAAAAUCCGUCCCUCAUGCCCCCCGAAUGGAUGCCUUCCGGACCUUGAUUCGUCCUCUCAACACUGAAAGUGCUAUGAAGAAGAUUGAAGACAACAACACCCUUCUUUUUAUUGUUGAUUUGAAAGCAAACAAGCGACAAAUCGCCGAUGCCGUCAAGAAGCUCUACGAGGUUACACCUGCGCGAAUCAACACCUUGAUCCGACCCGAUGGCAAGAAGAAAGCUUUUGUACGACUACAGCCUGAGGUUGAUGCUCUGGACAUCGCUAACAAGAUCGGUUUCAUUUAAUCAUCUCACUCUUCGCUUGAAAUCUUUCUUACUGUUCGUACGUUCAAUAUGCUCUCGGAGAUAUUACCUUACCUCAAUACAUGUACUGCUCCAAUCAAACUAUGCUCGGGUACAUCGACACUACCUCCUUGUUACUUCA
Messenger RNA from Melampsora larici-populina 98AG31, 622 nucleotides. RefSeq lists its product as uncharacterized. The transcript is spliced from 5 exons. The coding region runs from base 7 to 483 and encodes 158 amino acids. Gene Ontology annotation, biological process: translation; ribosomal large subunit assembly. NCBI's taxonomy places the organism in Eukaryota, Fungi, Basidiomycota, Pucciniomycetes, Pucciniales, Melampsoraceae. Gene Ontology annotation, cellular component: cytosolic large ribosomal subunit; ribosome. Gene Ontology annotation, molecular function: rRNA binding; structural constituent of ribosome. The record is from RefSeq and is a predicted model, not a curated record.